GGUUCGACGUGCCCUGCCCCCAGCCAGACGCGACCAUGCUGUCCCGUCUGCUGAAGGAACACCAGGCCAAGCAGAAUGAACGCAAGGAGCUGCAGGAGAAGAGGAGGCGAGAGGCAAUCACGGCCGCGACCUGCCUGACCGAAGCCCUGGUGGACCACCUCAACGUGGGUGUGGCCCAGGCCUACGUGAACCAGAGGAAGCUGGACCACAAGGUGAAGACCCUGCAGGCCCAGGCUGCCCAGUUUGCCAAGCAGACAGGCCAGUGGAUUGGGAUGGUGGAGAACUUCAACCAGGCUCUCAAGGAAAUCGGGGAUGUGGAGAACUGGGCUCGGAGCAUUGAGCUGGACAUGCACACCAUUGCCACCGCGCUGGAAUACGUGUACAAGGGACAGCUGCAGUCGGCCCCCUCCUAGCCACUCCACCCCCUGCCCUCCACCCCACCCUGCCUGUGUCACCCGCACCAGGCCGUGAAUAAAACCCCAGCCUCCGAAAAAAAAAAA
Oryctolagus cuniculus (rabbit) is the source of this 500-nucleotide messenger RNA. NCBI's taxonomy places the organism in Eukaryota, Metazoa, Chordata, Mammalia, Lagomorpha, Leporidae. The record is from RefSeq and is a predicted model, not a curated record.